AUGUCUAGAAUCGAAAUUUUAUCAUCAGCAGGACUUAGACAAGAUAAUAGAAGACCAUAUGAAUUAAGACAACUUGAUUUUAAAAUACUGAAAUCAUCACCUAAUUCAUUAGACGGAUCAUCAAUCGUUUCACACGGAUUAACCAAAGUAACUUCAUCAGUUUCAGGACCAAAAGAAAUCACUUCAUCAUCAUCAUCAAAUCAUAAAUCGAAUCUUAAAUCUCAUACUAAUAAUGUUGGAUCGAUUCAAGUUUAUGUUAAUAUGACGAAUUUUUCACAAUCUGAUCGAAAAAAACUUUCCAAGGUUGAUAAACGAUUAAUGGAUUUGAGUUUUUCUAUUCAAAAUACAUUCGAAAGUGUGAUUAUGUUAAAGUUGUAUCCUAGAAGUUUGAUUGAAAUCUUUAUUGAAGUUUUACAAGAAGAUGGAGGUUUAUUACAAGCUGCUAUUAAUGCUACUUCAUUAAGUUUAAUUGCUUCAGGAAUUUCGAUUCAAGAUUACAUCCUCGCGAUCUCCAUUGGAUCUUUAUCUAACCCUAACUUACCCUUACUAGACGUCACGAAUUUAGAACAAUUAGAUUUACCUUCACUUACGAUUGCAAGUUUACCUAGAUCUUCAAAGAUCAGUUUGAUUCAAGUCGAAAGUAGAUUGAAUAUAGAUGAAUUUGAAAAGCUUUGUAGGAUCGGAUUGGAAGCUUGUGAGGUUUUGAAAGAUGAACUUUUAGGUGAAGUUAAGAGAUGGAUGUUGGAUUUGAAUUCCAUUGUUGGGUUUGAUGAUUCAGAUUCGAAAAAUGUUCAAGAUGUUAAGAUGGUUCUUUGA
Molecule: messenger RNA, 816 nt
Organism: Melampsora larici-populina 98AG31
Lineage: Eukaryota; Fungi; Basidiomycota; Pucciniomycetes; Pucciniales; Melampsoraceae
Exons: 3
Coding region: 1-816 (271 amino acids)
Biological process (GO): nuclear mRNA surveillance; rRNA catabolic process; poly(A)-dependent snoRNA 3'-end processing
Cellular component (GO): nuclear exosome (RNase complex); nucleolus; cytoplasmic exosome (RNase complex)
Source: RefSeq, a predicted model, not a curated record